GUGAGCAAUUUCUCUCUUCCCUUGUUCCCUCUCUAAAGUUCUAAACUUGGCUGGCUCUUCAUUACUAACAAAUUCGAAACUCAAAAUUGAACCUCUCGGCUGUUACUUUUGGACUGUUUGGAGAACUGAAGAAGAUGGUGUUCUUGAGCUGGGCUCGGCCAUCUCCAAAAGACCAGAAGUCUUGUAUUGAAAGGUCAGAUACUUUUAACUAUGAUGUUAAACAUAGAGGAGCUAGUGCCAAGCCCUUUUCUUUCCUCAAAGAAGAUAAGGGGUUAUCACAAGAUGGAUUUUUCCUCAACCACACACGGGUAUUGGUUGGUUCUGGAGUUGACACUUACGAAAAGGGCAAGAGCGCUCUUCAGGCUUGGAGGCAUUUUGGACUGAAUUGGGCGUUUGUUCAUCCGAAGACUCCAACUCAAGUUGGGACCAAGUUUUGUGUUUGUGUAAAGGAGUUUCUGCCUUGGGUCAUGUUGCCCCUAAAGGUUGUGUAUGUUGAUGAGAAGAGAAUAAGUAAGCGGGUUACGCCCUCUUUUAGUUUUGGAAGUGGUACCCUUCAAGGUCACUUGCUGGCUGGGGAAGAACGUUUCUCAAUUGGACUUGACGAGAACAACCAAGUGUGGUACGAGAUAAUGUCCUUCUCCAAACCUGCCAGUGUUCUGUCCUUUGUUGGCUACCCAUAUGUAUUGCUCAGGCAAAAGUAUUUUGCCCAGCAAUCUGCUAACGCAGUUCUAAAACAUCUGAAUGCUUCCAAGUCCUAGUUCAUAUAAAUUUUUUUCUAAAACUGCAAUAUCUUUUACUGCAUCAAAUUCUCCAACAGAAACAUAUGUAAAUUUAUGAUGGUGUACACAUAAUACUACUGGAAUUACUUCUUUUUGUAUUAAUAAUCUGUACUUUUCGAAUAUUAAGGGCAUUCAUAGUCAAUUCCAAGAAGAUAAAAGAAAAC
Molecule: messenger RNA, 943 nt
Organism: Morus notabilis
Lineage: Eukaryota; Viridiplantae; Streptophyta; Magnoliopsida; Rosales; Moraceae
Product: UPF0548 protein At2g17695
Exons: 5
Coding region: 135-758 (207 amino acids)
Source: RefSeq, a predicted model, not a curated record